ACCACCCCCUCCCUCCUCCAGACCUUUAUCAGUGGCAGCUCAGUGGGGGGCGUCCCCUCUCUCCCGACGUCCUCUCAGAAGCGUCUGGAUGACAGCAGCGCCCGCUUCACCACCGCUAACUUCCAGGAAGUGUCGUCGGCGCUGUCCGGCGGCUCCAAAGACGGCCUGGCCGCGGCGGACGCUGGGAAGGCGGCUUCGUCAGAGGCGAAGAACAAGAAGAACAUAGUCCCGGGUCACGUUGUGGGACAGCGGGGGGGCCGCAAGUCUCUCUCCUCCUCAGGGAAACCCCUCCCCUCCGCCGUGGUCACCAUGGCAACAUCCUCCACAUCUGCCUCUGCCUCCACGGGGCCUUUCCACCAAGGCCUCCUGUUGACCAGUGCCAGUAAGACCCCCUCUGCCCCUUCCUCCUCAGACUUCUUGAGUUUCUCAGAUCCGUCGUUGCGUCCUGGGGGCGGGACCACCUUCUCCUCCCCUCCGUCCUUCAGCAGCUGCCUCGUGAAGCCCAGCUCGGAGGGCGGAGCUUCAGAGGGAACGGCGACGCUUUUCGGCUCUUUGGUGUCCGCCACCACGGCCUCUGCAGUGGGCGGGAAGCUGUAUGAGAAUUCCCACAGUCUCACAUCCAGCGAGACACCAAGCCUCGGUGGCUCCGCUGCCUACAAGAGACCCCCCCCCUCCAGUUCAGGAGGAGGGGGAGGAGCAGGAGGAGGCGCAGGAGAAGGAGGAGGAGGGGACGACGGGUUGAAGAAGAAGAAGAAGGGAAACUGGAGAAACAGAUUUGGACCGUGCUUCACGACGGAGGUGAAGCCUUCAGAGGCCGCAACCUCCCUCUCCCUCCCCACCUCCACCACCACCUCCUCCUCUUCCUCCGCCUCCCCGUCCUCCUCCUCUUCCUCAGCGCUCUCAGGACGCCCGGGCUUAGUCUCCAGCAGUGGGUUGGGAGUAGGGGUGGGAGGAGGUGGAGGAGAGAGGGGGCUGGGGGUCAGCGCUGGGAUUCAGAAGUCCCCGUCACUCCUCAGGAACGGAAGUCUGCAGAGCAACAGCAGCUCCUCGGGCACCGGAGCAGGUGUUUUCUCCGGUGCUGACGGGUCGACCUCGGGGUCUGGAGCUGCCUCUGUCGGCGGCUCUGAGUUGUCUCAGCAGCAGCCCACACCUUCACUGUCCUCUCCGUCUCCGUUUACCGCCACCGCACCGCUCACCAGCACCGCCAACACACACGUGAGUGGCUCCGUCUUUAACCUCGCCCCCUCCCACAUGUUCGGUAACCGGCUGAAUCCAAACUCAGCCAUGGCAGCUCUCAUCGCUCAGUCCGAGGCCUCACCGGCAGAUCAGGAGGUGGGAGACGGCAGCAGUGGCGUCGGAGCUCAGGGCUUCUCCAUAAGAGCUUCUCCCAAGACCACCCCGCGCUCCCCCAUUGGUGGCCUGCAGAUCCGCUAUGACUCCUCGGGGUCGUUGCCGGGGCCGGCACUGGGGUUGCUAGGGGCGGGGGGAAGCGGGGGGGAGACGCUGCCCCCGGUGGCCACCAGCAUAGAGCAGCUCCUGGAGAGGCAGUGGAACGAGGGGCAGAGCUUCCUGUUGCAGCAGGGAGCUCAGGGGGACGUGCUGGGCAUGUUGAAGGCGCUCCACCAGCUGCAGGAGGAGAACCGGAGGCUGGAGGAACAGAUCAAAAAUCUGACCAUGAAGAAGGAGAGACUGCAGCUCCUCAGCGCUCAGCUAUCAGUGCCUUUCACCCCCUCCUCUGAUUUGAAAGGGGGCCAUCUAGCAGGCACCGACUCGUCAUUUCCUGCGUCAGCUCAGGACGGAGCUUCCUGCGGGGGCCACAGCAGCAGCGGCUCCACCUCGUCUCUCUCCACCCCCCCCUCCGUGUCCCAGAGCCCCCCCCAGCUGAACGGCCGGGUGACGGGGCUGAUGGGAGCUCUGGGAGCAGGCAGCGCUCUGAGCAUGGGGGGGAUCGUCGGGGGUCUGAACGGAGUGAUCCAGAACCCAGCGGGCCCCCCCCACACCCCCGCAGCAGCUACGAUGCCCGCUCAUAACAGCUCAGCAACUAGUAAGAGCAGCGCUGCACGGCUCGGCCUGCUGUCGGAGCAGCACCGACUCCUCCUGCAGCACCAUCAGCUCCAACAGCUGCUCUCUGCACAGCCUUCAGCGGAGCAGCAGCAGGUGUUGCUCUACCAGCUGAUGCAGCAGCAGCAGGAGCUCCAGCAGCUUCAGUCGCUCUCCUCCUCCGCCCAGAUCCCCUCCAUGUCCUCCGCUCAGCUGCCCAUCAACAACCAGAGCGCCAUCACCGCCAACCCCUUCCUGGCGAUGCAGCACGCUCACGCCGACUCGCAGAAGCCGCGGCUCGGCGAGAAGGCGCUGGGCGUGGCGGGUCAGGAGAAGACAUGACGGCAGAUGCUCUUUGUUUUUGGGUUAUUGGUUUUUCUUUUAAAAUAAAUAUGCAGAGUCUUCGGGGAGGCUGUGGGUCCACUUUGUGGCUCAGUGCCGCAGAGAAACCUGUGUUCCUGCUGGAUUAUUAGCACACACUAUGGCGAGUGACGGCGUUCAUCUGCAGCUUGAGGUUUAUGUCGUUUAUGUUUCAGGAAUCAGAUACAUUGUGCUAUUUAUGUUCAUCCAGUUAUAGGUUUUUUUUUAGCUUUAGUGCUGCUUCAGGUUUUUGUCACUGUUGAGGUCAUUUUGUUUCGAUAUCACUGGUAAAAACUUCGUGUCAGUAAUGAGCACAUGGUGUGUUUGAUCUCAAUAUUUUAUUCUCCAAUCUCUUCACAUCUCUCUCGUGUGUGUCACGUUCAUUUCCUCUCUUUUCUCCAUCGUCCACACUAACAUCCCUCUCUGCUGUCUCACUCUCUCAGGGCCUCUGCUAACUCAGCACACAAGCUAGAACACACAGAACUACAAACAUAAAAAAAAUAUAGCAGAAAUACAUAAAAUAUAUAUAAAAAAAGAAUUCCCCACUACAGGACUUUACAGUAGGUCUCGCAGCGAUCCCGAGGGGACUAUUGAGCGAGAGGCUUGUGAAAAUAUCCCACAUGUUCUCACUGUCUCUUUGUGUAGAUGUGUUUAUGUCGGUGACCCAAGCCUCAUACAGUCACCGCAGAAGCCUUGCUUUUGACUGUCUCUUCUCUGGGCCAGAUACAGGGGGCUCACUCAGGGAAUGUGAAAAAAAAAAAAAAAGGAAUAAGCAGCACGUUGAAUGU
This is a messenger RNA of Notothenia coriiceps (black rockcod), 3188 nucleotides long. It is a transcript of the gene mllt10, whose product is annotated as MLLT10 histone lysine methyltransferase DOT1L cofactor. Lineage: Eukaryota; Metazoa; Chordata; Actinopteri; Perciformes; Nototheniidae. The record is from RefSeq and is a predicted model, not a curated record. The transcript has 13 exons. The annotation marks the transcript as partial.